AUGGAGAAAUCUAUUCUGGUGAUGGUGCUGGUGUUGGCUGUCUUACCCUACCAGCUUCAAUCCUAUUAUACUCCUUACAAUAGGCUCAGCAUUGAUUGUGGGGCAACCAACACAUGGGAAGAUCCACUCACAAACUACUGGUGGCGGUUGGACGAUGAGUUCAUAAAAAGCGGACAAAACAUUCUCCUCUCUGUGACCACUAACCGUUUACCUUUGGAAACACUGCGAUAUUUCCCAGAAGGGACUAAGAAUUGCUACAAUCUGCCAUUGGAGGUGCAAGAGAAGUAUCUUAUUCGAGCAGGCUUCUACUAUGGCAACUAUGACAAUCUUUCAAAGCCCCCAACCUUUAAUCUCGAAUUUGAUGGCAACUUAUGGGCUACUGUCACUACUUCUCUUGGCACCGACCCCAUCUAUCAUGAAGUAAUAUACAUUACAAGAAAGGAGUAUGUGAGCAUAUGCAUAACUAAAACACAGCAAGGACAGAUUCCCUUCAUUUCUUCUCUUGAGGCUAUAUCCAUUGCCAUUUACGAUGGCGUCUACAGACUGAUGAACAAUGACACAGCUCUCUACCUGGAGAGGAGGACCAACUAUGGCGCCAACCAAACUUUCCCGGAACGUUUUGAUACAUUGGCUGAAUACUACAAUCGAUUUUGGAAGCCAGAACAGCUGCCAAAUUAUCAGAACCCUUUCAAUGGAAUAGAUAGCGACUUCAGUUCAAUGGCAGAAAACUCCCCUCCUUAUAAAGUGUUGAACUCCGCCAUCAGAGCGCAAAAUGUUUCGGACUCCAUCUUCUUGCCUAUCGAUUUUCAUGAGAAGGCUCCACUCUCAGCCUACUUUGUGUUCUAUUUUUAUCAUGUAGGUCCGUGGCCCAACCUAAACAAUAUAACAAAGCAAAUUGUUUAUAUUGACGGCAUUGAAAAGAACGCAACAACAGUACGUCCAUACGAAGAGUGUGUUGUAGUUUCCGUAUACCCAGUUAAUGUUACAGGAACGGCCAAUGUGACUAUAUCACCAGCCCAAGGAACCACACUGCCACCCACCCUCAAUGCCAUGGAAGUCUUCACAACAAUUGAGGUCUCGAGCUCUAAGUCUGAUCCUCGGCUCAGCUUCUGUGCAUUCUUUUACGUCUUGGUUUGUCUUUCUGGGGUUGUUGUAUGGUUUGGGUGA
Messenger RNA from Vitis vinifera (wine grape), 1167 nucleotides. RefSeq names its product probable LRR receptor-like serine/threonine-protein kinase At1g05700. The coding region runs from base 1 to 1167 and encodes 388 amino acids. The transcript has 3 exons. The record is from RefSeq and is a predicted model, not a curated record. NCBI's taxonomy places the organism in Eukaryota, Viridiplantae, Streptophyta, Magnoliopsida, Vitales, Vitaceae.